UUUUUUGGUAAUAAUAUCCCAAAAAUUGCUUGGGUCUCUUGCAAUGUGCGUAGCUAUCCAAAAAAAAAAGCUUGGUUCUGUUGUCUUGGGUACAAAAAACAUUAGAGAAGCCAAACACAACUUUUAAAGAUCAUAUAAUUAGAGAAGCCCCAAAAGCACCGAAAGAAACGAAAGCAAAAUUAAAAAGGCCUAUGCUUUGAUUUGGUAGCAAGCUAUGGAAUAUAGAUUGAAAUUCAUCCCAUAGACUAGUGUUAAGCAUUAGGAGGCAUUAGUUUUCAGUUGCUCUACCAGAAAACCAGACCAAGGAAGAAGGCAAAGAAGCCUUUUGUGUGGAACCUCUUUUUCUCUUUUUCUCUGUCAAUGGAAGUCCAACUACAAACCCAUCACUGCAAAUAACCCAAUCUCCACUCCCUUCCUGGAGAAAAAGCUUCCAAAUUCGCCAUUCAUGGACCCUUCUAACCUUAACCCAACUACCACAAACCCCACCAACCCCUCUUCCAUGCGUGUCCUGAUUCGCCCGCCUUCUUCUUCCGCACCCACUUCGUCUUCUUCACCCUCCCAAGCCUCUCUUCCCCCUCCCAUUCCCGCCAACAACUCCGACCCAUCGUCGUCUUCUUCACAGCAUCGCUCUUCCGAUGGUGUUGUGGUGGUGGGUUUCAUUGGGCGAAGAUUGGGUGAUACUGCUCAGCUCGUAAACCGGGUCAUCGAUUCCAAUGUUUUCGGGUCCGGGAAUCGGGAUAAAAGCCUCUGCAUUGAGAAAGAGGAGGUCAGGGAUUGGUUCAAGUGGAGGAGGAUCAGUUAUUACCAUGAGGAGCAGAAGGGGAUUUUGUUUCUGCAAUUUUGUCACAAUCUGUGCCCUGCCGCCAUGGAUGGGUCUGCCAAGGUCGGGUCGGGUUUUGACUCGGUGGUGGAAGAGCACGAGUUCGGCGAUCUUCAGGGAUUGUUGUUCAUGUUCUCUGUUUGCCAUGUAAUCAUAUACAUUCAGGAAGGAUCACGCUUUGAUACUCAACUUCUGAAAAAAUUUCGAGUGUUACAAGCUGCAAAGCAUGCUUUGGCUCCAUUUUCAAAAUCCCGGACUACACCAGCAUUGCCAGCGAGGCCACAUUCAUCUGCAUCCUCACGAUCAACGACAUCACCAUCCUCUUCUAAUAAUUCUUCUCCAGGUAGAAGUGGUAGUAUAUUGAAUCGUAAUGCUUCUGCAAUAUCACUAAUGUCUGGUUUAGGUUCCUACACCUCUUUGUUUCCAGGACAAUGUACGCCUGUCACACUGUUUGUUUUUAUUGAUGAUUUCUCUGAUGUGCCAAAUCCCAGUUCUGUUGUGGAGGAAACAACUGAAACAUCCUCACAUAAUCAGUCAUCCAGUUUGAGUUCAGCAAGGCAAAGCUUACCUGUUAAGGUUUCUGGCUCGGUGGUUGUGCUUGCACGCCCUGUGAAUAAAUCUGAAGGUAGUUUCAGGAAGAAACUGCAGUCCUCUCUUGAAGCACAAGUGCGCUUUUUGAUUAAGAAGUGUAGAACACUCUCAGGUUCUGAAACCAGUCAUUCUGGGUCGAGAAGUGGAGGUGCUUCUAGUUCUGCACCUUUGUUCUCACUUGAUGCAUCUAGGGCUGUGGUGUUAUUAGAUAGGUCAGCAAAUCAGAGAGGUGAAUCUCUUGAUUUUGCAACUGGUCUUGUGGAAGAUGUUCUGAAUGGGAAGGCAACUUCAGAUUCUCUUUUGCCUGAAAUCAAUGGCCAGGCUGCAAACAGAGAGGAUAUAAUAUCAUUGAAGGAGUUUAUCUACAGACAAUCUGAUAUCCUAAGAGGGAGGGGAGCACACGCUAAUUCAAAUAGUGGCUCAGCAGCUGGUGUUGGUAUGGUUGCUGUUGCUGCAGCAGCAGCGGCAGCUGCCUCAGUUUCAUCUGGAAAGUCAUUUACCACUCCUGAACUUCCAAAUAUCGAAAUUUGGUUAUCUUCUAGUCUACAAAUUCUUCAUGGAGUUUUAUCUGCGAAAGGUGGGUGCUUAGAGGAAAUUGAAAUUAGCAAAAGAAAACCUCGUUUAAGGAACACUAUCCCCCAACCUGUUGAAGGAAUUCCUUCAAAAGUUAUGUAUCCCCUAGAUAUAGCUGUUUCUUGGUUAGAAAGUGGUAAAGGACUAAACAUGAAAUUUUCAACUUUGUGGUGUGAAAGGAGCCUUCCAGCUGCCAAGGAGGUUUAUUUGAAAGGCUUGCCCACUUGUUAUCCAACUUCACAGCAUGAAGCCCAUCUACAGAAUGCUCUGCAUGCUUUACACUCGAUGGUCAGGGGGCCUGCGGUUCAAGACUUUGCAAAAAAGUUGGUAGAUGAAUGCACAUACAUAUGGAAAUCUGGCAGGCAGCUGUGUGAUGCUGUAAGUUUGACAGGUAAACCAUGUAUGCACCAAAGACACAAUGUUGAGACUGGUGAAUUGUUUUCAGUAGCUGCAGUGAGGCCACAUUCUAGUGGAUAUGUUUUCCUUCAUGCUUGUGCUUGUGGACGAACAAGGCAACUACGGCCUGAUCCUUUUGAUUUUGAAUCAGCAAAUAUUACUUUCAAUUGCUUUCCAGACUGUGACAAGCUCCUUCCAGCGCUUCAAUUACCAAAUAUAAGCAACACAGGACCUAUUCAGCCAUCCUCUUGGAGUUUGAUUCGUGUUGCUGGUGCAAGGUACUACGAACCUUCUAAAGGAUUACUUCAGAGUGGGUUCUGUGUUACUCAGAAGUUUCUUUUAAAAUGCACAAUAUUUCUAGAGAAACAGAAGAGAAAAAAUGGCUUAACAGCCAAUGCUGUUCAUCAAGGUUCUGCAAUUAAGUCUAAUACAGGCCCCAAGCUCGAAACUAAAAUGAGUGCAGCAGAUACAACAAGUCAUGGCGAUGCACUGUUGUAUUCAGAGGAGGUAAAAUCUGUAGUUGAGAAUCAAAGGAAACGCUCAGAAAACAAAAUAUAUGAUGAUAAAAGAAUCAGUUUUGGUAAAGGUCUACCCAAUUUUACAAUGAGAAAACCUUUUUCUGAGGUUGUUGCUGGAUCAGCAGCUGCAGAUUCUGGUUUUCCUCCUCUCCAGCAGAGAAAGCAAAAUUCAUCAGGUUUAGAUGGGAGUAUCAAGCAUAGUAGGAGUGGAGAUAGGAGUGAAGAACAGCUAACCGAUCAUCAAGAAUCUCAAAAAUCUGGAGAUAUUUUGUCUGCAGUGGACGCAUUAAAUGUGACCAGUCCUGACGGCAGCACAAAUAGAGACCCCUAUCUACAGAUAGGUAGUAAUGUAGUCCCUGUGAACCUGAAUUCUGGUGAAAAGAUAAAAAAGAAUCCUUCCUUUAAGCAUGUAACUGUGUAUGUGGGAUUUGAACAUGAGUGCCCCCAUGGCCAUCGUUUCCUAUUAAAUCCAGAGCAUCUCAAUGAGCUUGGAACCAUGUAUCAACUGCUUGAAAAAUCUCAGACUCAUUCCUUGGAAAUUUUAGAAUCAAAUUUUGCAGCUCAUUCAAAAUUGAAUAAGAAUGGUCUCCAUGGUAAAGUUCAUCGAAUUUCAAAUAGGAUGGAUGCUACUGGUGUAAAAAAGGAGAAAAAUAUGGAUAGGUCAAAGGAGGUCGGAGCUACUGGUCUUCUAAACUCAGGUGGCAUUGUACAGUUUUCAGGUUCAGGAAAGGAGCAGAAUCCAACUUCUUUGGAAGUAUCACCGCUUGCCAGUUCUGUAAGAGAUCUUGAGGGGGGCCUUGAAUGUAUUAGCAUUGAUGAUGGUGGAUGUGCUUUCUCCAUGUUGAAUAGAAAUUUGCCUGUCUACAUGAAUUGUCCACACUGUAAGCUUUCCAAGAACAAGAAGGAUCAGCGAAAGGUUAAGUUUGCCGGCACAGUAUCACAGCUUCAAAGAAUUUUUGUGGUCACACCUCCCUUUCCAGUCGUAUUGGCAAUGUGUCCAGUUAUACAAUUUGAGGCAUCUUGUUUACCUCCAUCGAUUCCAGAACGUGAAAAGAAGUUGCAGUUUGGUCUUGGGUGUCAAGUGGUUCUACCACCAGAGAGUUUCGUUGCACUUAGACUGCCAUUUGUUUAUGGUGUUCAAUUGGAAGAUGGAAGUCUGACUCCUCUUAACUAUUUUGAACAAAAACCAGAAGCAACUGCUUGGAUCAUCAAAGGAACAACACUACAUAUCAUGUCCAAAAGAAACAACACCGAUCAUGAUUGACCUUACACAUGAUUAAAUUUAUUGGUGUUCCGAAUUUUACCAGUACAAUGAUAUGAAUCCUCAGUGAGUAGCAAAGGCAGAUUUGUUCCAUCAGCAACCAGAAUUUUAAUGUUCUUGUCCAUCUAACAGAUAAUAUGAACAUGGCUCUUAGCCAAGGAUGUAUGUUCAGGAUAUGGGCUUGAGGAUAAUCCUAAUGGCGCAUACAUUUACCAGUGAAUUUCAACAAUCGAAUACCAGAGCAUUUAAAAAUGCUUACAUAGUUGCCAGGUGUCGUGUGGACCUCUACGUGGCUGGUAUCUUGAAGGGAGCUUUGCAGCACUGUGUUUCACUAUUUUUUCAUGGUUUCUCAUUAUGCUAUGCACGCCAUGGACAUGGAGUCCUGACGACCAGAGAUACCCACAGCCAUGUCAAUAUGCUAUGCAAAAUUGACGAUGUCAGAUGCAACGGUACACGCAAGCAUUCUACGUAUUGACGGGCUAAAAAAGUUCCACAUCAGUUGAUGCAGUUCCAAUUGCAAGUUAAGCAUGGUUGUCAACCGCUUUGUUCUUGCUGUCUGAUAAACUGCUAAAGAAACCUGAAAUUUUGACAAGCAACCAAUAUCUACUGUCAACUAGAAAUACUCUUAUCAUUUGUUUUCAUUGAUGUAUGUAUACACUCUUGUCUUCCACAACUUUGAUGUGACCAAAAUAUAUACUUGAUGAACGCUGUGCAAAACUGAUCGUAGUGUCUGGGAUUGUGCCUUUUGGUAGUAGCUUAUACAUGCUUCCCCAUUCCUGUCUAAGAAGUAUUUACUUUACUGUUGAGAACCAUUGUACA
Messenger RNA from Ziziphus jujuba (common jujube), 4978 nucleotides. RefSeq lists its product as uncharacterized. Lineage: Eukaryota; Viridiplantae; Streptophyta; Magnoliopsida; Rosales; Rhamnaceae. Gene Ontology annotation, biological process: nuclear-transcribed mRNA catabolic process, nonsense-mediated decay. The transcript is spliced from 7 exons. The record is from RefSeq and is a predicted model, not a curated record. The coding region runs from base 446 to 4162 and encodes 1238 amino acids.